AGAGUGUUUGCCAACUUUGGACAGAUUUUUGUUCUGUUUUCUCAAGAAAAACGAAAGAUUGAAGAGCUACUAUGGAUACACCAGGGAAAUGAAAAGCAAACAAAGAUAGGCAUGCAUAGCAAAUCAGUUGACUUUAUACAGAAUUUUGCUAACUUUGUGGCUCUUGGACUCGUGGCAGAAAAGAUGACGAUGGUAGAGUUGACCGUGGACAAAAUAUCUUUAUUUCUUUUUAAGGGAAACUAAACUCUUCGUAAAUGUGCGAAGUGAAUUAAGAAAAAAAUGCAAUGAUUGUAAGUAAUGAUAAGCUCCCAGCUAAGCUGAUCUUUGGUAAAAAGUAAACUCAAUUGUUAUGACCAGCUGGAAGCCACAAACAAUCGGCCAUGAAGAGGUGAUACGUGGUCUAAUCCACUCAACUAGGCCAAGCAUAAUUGAUUUAUCGUGCAGCACUAAAGGAUCUGAGGUUGGAAUGACAAGCAUAUUUCAAAAAGAGCAGGAGCUCCAUGCCCUCCAAAAGGCUCUCAACCUUCCACAAACAGCUUCYUACUCCACAACCCUACAUCAACUCAAACCAGCUCAAUUAAACUCUACUUUCAUUCCACCGUAUUCUCAACAUGCAAGAGCUGUAGCAGAGACUAAGUUAGACACUGAAUCAGACAUGUCAAGRACAUUAGAUCUAUCUCAUUUAGGUACAUCUAGGAACAAGAAUACAGAUUCGGUUAUGUACGGCAAACCAUAUUCACUAAAUGGACCUAGAAAUUUUGACCAGUUGAGCACUGUCUCUGGUAUGCAUGGCAAUUUUCAGCAGCCUAAUGAGUUUAAGAACUUUGAUCAUAUGAAAACUGAAACUACGGUAAAUGGAGCACAUGGGCUAGUGCAAGGUCAGAGAAAUGCAUGUAUAACAAAACCUUUCGAUGGUGAGAUCUAUAACACAUCCAAUAUACCUAUCAAAAUAAAUCAAGAAUUUGACAAAUCAGAAUGCCGUUGGACUGAAAGUUCUCAUUUUCUACCCAAACAAGAAAUGCAACAUAGUGAGACUUUGAAAUUACAUCAAAAUCAUUUGACCAACGCAUUGCAGUCUGGUAGCAAUGGGUAUAGUUAUGUCAUGAGAACUCCAAGAUAUCAUUUUGAUGAUACAGAGAUCUUGCUUGAAAAGAUUAAAGAAGCUUAUAAGAUAAUAGAGCAUCAAAAGCAUGCCCUUGCAAAAUCAGAAAAUGAAAUCAUAGCUCUCCACAGACACCAGGAAAUGUUGGAGCUUAACCAAGAGGUUAGUUUACAAGAAAUUACAACAUUAAAGCUAGAAAACCAGAAUAUGGACAAAAUGAAAUCAGAAAACACAAAGAARAGAGAGGCAUUACUUGAAAGAAUCAACAAACUUGAUCAAGAUUUUAAGGAACUCAGUGUGUCCCACAAUGCACUAUUGAUUGAGUGUAAGAAGAGAGAAGGGGAUUUUCUUCAGAGUGAUCUGAAAUUGAAUGCUUUGGAAGCCUACAACAACAAUCUUCAGCAGGACAACACUAGGAUGCUGAAAGAGUGUGAAAUGGCAAARCAACAAGUAAGUGAAAUAAUGGCUGAAAAUAGAAGAAUGCAAAUGGAAGUACAGAAGGCAAGAGGUGAAACGGCACUAGCAUUGCAGGAUAAGCAGAGCAUUGCUAUUGAAAACACGUCAUUACAAUCAGCCUCUUCUGAGAUGAAUAAACAACUUGUGACUGUAAAAUCAAGCAAAGAUAAGUUACGACAAGAAUUUGAAAAACUUCACAUGGAGUACAAUGUGAAAUGUAACAGAGUCAGUCUUCUGGAAGAAGAAGUCAAACAACAACAAGAAACACUUGAAGUMCURCAGCAAGAACUUGAACAGUCAUUUCAACGKGAAGCAAGGAAGUCUGCCAUGGAAAAUCAYUUGCUAAAUGUGGUAGGGAUGUGAAGGAAAAUUAAUCCA
Messenger RNA from Exaiptasia diaphana, 1936 nucleotides. RefSeq lists its product as uncharacterized. The transcript has 8 exons. The coding region runs from base 350 to 1921 and encodes 523 amino acids. The record is from RefSeq and is a predicted model, not a curated record. NCBI's taxonomy places the organism in Eukaryota, Metazoa, Cnidaria, Anthozoa, Actiniaria, Aiptasiidae.